CCCAGGACCCUGCAUUCACUAUAUCUGGUCUCCCACAGACCCUGCAUUCACUAUAUCUGGUCUCCCACAGACUCUGCAUUCACUAUAUCUGGUCUCCCACAGAAACACACAACAUGGAAAUGUAAUUACGUUAGUAAAUAUAAACUGCUAAAUACCUUUUCUCAUCAGCAGUUAGAGCAGUCUUGUGACUUCUAUCAGUCUCCAGCUGAGCACAGGUUAAAGCUUGUAGGAGGAGUUUUCAUUCUGCUCUAG
Staurois parvus is the source of this 252-nucleotide messenger RNA. The record is from the annotation of a GenBank genome assembly. NCBI's taxonomy places the organism in Eukaryota, Metazoa, Chordata, Amphibia, Anura, Ranidae.